AUGGAUGCUUCUGUUAACGGAAACCAGAACAGUGCAAAUGCAAAUAAUAAUAAAAACUGUAUCAGUUCUUCUAAUAAGAUCGCAAAAUUGAAAAUGGAAGAUGGAGAAGCGAAUACGGGUUUUAAACGUGUACGUCAUCCUCGUGAAUCAGCUGAAGUUGCUAAAAAACGUUUGAAAUUAGAUUCAAAGAAUUCUUUCGAUCGGGUUGCUUCAGAAGCGUCAAAAAAUGGUUCUGAGCUAAAUGAACAAAGAGAAAAUUCAUGUGAACGUAAUGAGUGUGGUAGUUUGAAGUGUGCUCUGGAGAUUUCGUCAGUAUGUUAUGGACAGGAAAACAGUAGUAGAAAACAAUUGAAGGAUAUGAAUUACAAUGGAAAAAUUUUUCAUCACAUUUCAAAGGGUGAACAUGUUUGCUAUGCUUGCCACGACGAAAUAUGGAAACCGUUAGUUUUAUUUCACAGUGGUCGAUCGGAAAAUGAUCGUUUCAAUGAAUGGAAAGGAAAAUGGGCUUCAGAAAGUCGCUGCACUCCUUGUGUAAGGCUUUAUAUUCAGGAUCAGUUGCUUCCAUUCUGGCUGCAAUGCAAACUGUGUAAAAAGUUCAGGCGCUUGCCAAAAACUGUUCAUACCAUUAACUAUGAAAGUGUCAAGGAAUUCGUUUGCUCUCAAGAUGUUGAAGGUGAUCAAGAUAGUGUAAUUGAUGCAUGCAGCAUCAAAGAGGAAAAAUCAGUUCAACAAGCUUUGGAAACGACAUGGAUAAAGUCUGUAAGCGUCCCACCAUUGUUACAUAACUCACCUGCUAUCCCAUUUUUGCAGCAUGAAUACUAUUAUGACGAAGUUGGGAUCAGUCCCACCAACAAAAUAUUUAAGCAUAAAGAUGGAGAUGAACUAAAAAGCUUUAUGCGUCCUUUCAAUAUUCCACAUGAGCAGUCGAUGGCGUUUUGUUUGCGACCGGAUGUUAUGGAAUAUGACGAGUUGCAUAGUUUUCCGGAAUAUUCUGCUGAACCAUUCGCUUAUUUGGCCAUGCGAAAUCUUAUUAUUGCCUUAUGGAAUUUGAAUCCGUUUCAGUAUCUAACAUUGGACUAUUGCACCCCGUACUUGAUUUGUCGUGGUCUUGCACGAGUUUGGUAUAUAAAUGAAUUAAUUCGUGUCAUACAAUUUCUUACUGCCAAGUCUCUUAUCAAUUAUGGAAUAUUAAAUCUUCCAAAAACUUCUAUUUUGGGAUCAAAAUAUAAUGAUAUGGAAGUGAUUAUCAUUGGUGCAGGGAUCAGUGGUUUGACUGCUGCUCGUCAGUUACGUUCAUUUGGUUCGAAAGUCAAAGUUUUAGAAGCAAAAGGAAAAUUAGGAGGACGGCUUUUGGAUGAUUGGUCAUUGGGGGUUGCAGUUGGUAGCGGCGCACAACUUAUUACAGGCAUUAUGAACAAUCCAAUCGUUCUGAUGUGUGAACAGAUAGGUGUUGUUUAUCGAGCAGUAAAGGAUGAUUGUCCACUGCUGGAUGCAAAAACUGGACAAUUAGUGUCUACAGUUUGUGAUCGGGUUGUUGAUGAGCAUUUUAACUGUUUACUUGAUUGCUUGGCUGAUUGGAAACAAAAUGUAAAAUUUGGCGAUGAAAGUCUCCAUGAUCGCAUUAUGGGUUUUCAUCAAGAAUUCAUAAAAGCAGCAGAGUUGGAGUGGACAGAUGAUGAGGAGCGCAUGUUGCAAUGGCAAAUAGGUAACGUGGAAUUUUCAUGUGGUUCGAAGUUGGAUGAUGUUUCGGCGCGAAACUGGGAUCAGAAUGAAGCAGUAGCGCAAUUUGCUGGUGUUCAUGCUCUUUUAACUGAUGGCACAUCAGAACUUAUGCGUCGGUUGGCGGAAGGUACCGAUAUUAGAUGUAAUCAUGAGGUUUCGAAAAUUGAAUGGUUAGGAAGAAAAAAAAUUUUUGUGAGAUGCAGCAAUGGAAGAAAGUAUUCUUGUGAUAAGGUUCUGAUUACCAUUCCGCUUGCUGUUAUGCAGAAAAAACUGAUCACAUUUAUUCCGGCUUUACCUGAGACGAAAACAAUAGCUCUAGAACAUUUGGGUGCUGGUUUGAUUGAGAAGGUUGCUGUAAAAUUUCCUCGUCGAUUUUGGUUGUCAAUUCUGAAAAGUGAUGGAACGUUGGAUUAUUUUGGUCAUGUACCGAAAAGUGCUGAUGAAAAGGGGCUUUUUAAUAUGUUCUAUGACUUUUCAACUCGAGGAACCAGAAAUCAACACUACGUUUUGAUGUCAUACGUAUGUGGAGACUCAGUGAACUUAGUCAAUGAAAAAAGUGAUGUAGAAGUUGUGGAUAUUUUUGUAGACACUUUGCGUGAUAUGUUUCCUCAAGAGAAUAUUCCGGAUCCUGAGGGUUACGUUGUAACACAUUGGGGUCGUGAUCGUCAUAUUGGUAUGUCUUAUACUUACAUUCGAGUGGGAGGCAGCGGUGAUGAUUACGAUAGACUGGCGGAAGACGUGGAUGGAAAAUUAUUCUUUGCUGGAGAAGGAACAAAUCGUUUCUUUCCACAGACAAUGACUGGCGCUUAUGUGAGUGGUUUACGUGAAGCAGGGAAAAUCGCUGAUAGUUGGUUAAAACGAAAAUCAAAGUGA
Messenger RNA from Thelazia callipaeda (thelaziosis nematode), 2595 nucleotides. Lineage: Eukaryota; Metazoa; Nematoda; Chromadorea; Rhabditida; Thelaziidae. The record is from the annotation of a GenBank genome assembly.